AUGCGCCUUUUGUCGUUGAUGCGCUUCGAAGGAGGGGCCUGUCGUCUCCCCGCGUUCGCUCAGUUCUCAUCCAGUGUCGAGAGGAAGAGGCUCGCCCAUCGAAGAUUCCUGGAAAAACUGUCAAAAAUGAGAAAGAUGUUCCCAGAGCUUGAUGGAACUCGACAGACAAUCCCAUCGAGCCUUGCCGGAAUGUUGAUCAAUCUCGCGGGCCUGGGGCUGCGCUUCCUCCUGGUCAUGGCGGAGUUCUCGUGGCAGCAGCUGCUCCGCUUCUACGUGAAGGAGGAGAUCACGUCCCUCAACGACGUCGUGGACUCGGUCGUUCCCGGGGAAUACGACCGAGGGAGGGCGUUGAGGAGGGAUCUCCCUCAGGACCUGUUCGACCCCAAUCCUUCGCGUUUCAAGAAACGGUUCCUGAGGAACCGUUUCUUGCCAGCUGCCCAGAAUGCCUCAGCAUCCUAUCAGCAGCCACUGUCAAGGAGAUUUCGUGAACGAGGUUUGAGGUCGAUCGUCGUCGAGAGAAUGGCGGAGGAGCUGCUGGAGGCGCGAAAUCAGAAUGUGGUGGUAUUGAGCUGGCUCGGGGGAUCUGGCCCGCCUUAUACACAGGCUGUGGCCAAUAUCCGGCUCGUCGGAGUCAUGGCUGCACAUUUCCUUGCCUUCCUUGCUCGGGAAGCGGGGACUCGAAUGGAGGAGGUGCACGUCGUCGGUCACAGCCUGGGAGCUCAUAUGGCCUCGUACAUCGGAUCCACGCUCAAGGACAUGGGAGUGGGGAGACUGGGUCGCAUCACUGGGCUUGACCCGGCUGGACCCCAUUUCGAAAACGCAGAUCCUCGCGUGAGACUGGAUCCUGAGGAUGCCCUCUUUGUGGAUGUCAUUCACACUGAUGGAACUCCUCUCGCAGCAGGAGGAUUCGGGAUGCUCCAACCUUCAGGCCACGUGGAUUUCUAUCCCGAUUCCGGGGCUGGCAUGCCGGGAUGUGGUCUCUCUCCAGGGGAAUCCCUGGAAAUGAACGGUUCUGCCGUCUUUGGUUUGACGCAAUUCCUUUUUUGCAACCACUUGAGGGCCAUCGACUACUUCAUCGAAUCCAUCAGUUCUCCCUGCCCCUUCCUCGCUCAGCAAUGCUCCAACUGGGUCGAAUACACACGGGGAAGCUGCGUGAGCUGUGGCCAGAGGGGAGAGCUGUGCCGUCGAAUGGGAUAUCACGCAAUCGAAGCCUGGGAUCCGGAUCUCUACGACGGGAAGCCCCGACAACUCUACCUCUUCACCGGUCCUCUCCGCCCCUUCUGCCAGGUGACGCACGUGGUGACGGUGGUCAUGGCGGAUCACCAGGUCUCGCCGGAACUCGGAUGGAAUGUCGGCAAAUUCUACAUCACCCUUCACGGCUCUCUUGGUUCUUCCUCUAAAUCAUGGCUUGGAGAUGAGGAUUUGCUUUUCGGGCCGGGCCAGGGAUUCAGAUUCCUGGUUCCUUCCCUGGAGAUCGGCGAAAUCGAGGAGAUUAUCGUAGAAUGGGAACACGGAGAAAUCGCUAGGGACCCUGCGACUAGGUGGUUCCUCUUCAAUUCUAGGAUAAUCAUCGACCGAGUCAUCGUUCAGACUCUCGAGCACCGCGCCACGGCGGAUUUCUGCGGUUGGGGUGGAGUGCUGGCGUCCGGGGCGAUAAUGGUGAUGAGACGGGAUGACAAUAGAGGAUGCUUGCAGCAACCCUUGCCCAAGCUCAAUCUGUCGCUCAGGGGCUCACUUCGCAACUUCCGUCUGCAGGAAAAUAUUGAGGAAUUUCUUCGACGCACAGGGUCCAAGCUCGCGUUUUCGCUUCCCAUCAAAGCGAAAUGCUCUGGUAAUAUUGAUGGCUUCCUCCUUGGAAUGUCGUGGAUUGGGCAAACUUUACGCCCUUUUGAUCGGGUUGGAGACGUGAUACCUUCGAUAGCUUAUCAAGGACGACUCGGUCGUCCUCCCUCAGAGGCCGAGUCGUCCUCCCUCAGAGAGAGGAAGACCGUGGGGCCGGGCGCACGUCUUCUUGCUCGCUCGGCGAGUGUCCGUCUCUGUGUUGGGUUCGUAGUUGGAAAUUACCUAGACGAAUUCCGACCCUUGCGACUCCCCUCCAAAAUCGAGCAUCACGUCGGGACCAUCUUGUACUUCUACGGGCCAGUCGCCUUUCUUCUGCUGGUUAAUGUCGUAUUCUUUGCCCUCACCAGCCAUCAUUUGAUUCGACAUGCCAGAAAUACGGCUCAUCUGACUAGUAGGCAAAAGCCGACCCAGAACUUUUGGCUCUAUCUAAAGUUGUUCGUGGUGAUGGGAUUGAGCUGGACCACCGAAGUCAUCAGUUACCUAGUCAAAGGACCAGAGGAGUAUUGGAUCUUCACCGACGCCAUCAACUGCCUCCAAGGCCUUUUCAUCUUCAUCAUCGUCAUCUGCAAAAAAGAGGCCCUGAAAGUCCUCCGCCGGAGAGCCGUCCGCUGCCUCUCCCGCCUCGGCCUCGCGAAUCGAGCCUCCUCCCUCCGGGGCGCUCGAUCCCAGGGCGGCGAGCGCCCCGGGUCGACGAGACUCGGUGCCGUUGGGACGAGCAGGGUCUCCGAUGAGAACGACAGCUCGUUCACCAAGGCGUCUGAUCUGUCCUCGGCUGAGGCUGUCGCGUCCUCUCGGCUCUGA
Molecule: messenger RNA, 2643 nt
Organism: Darwinula stevensoni
Lineage: Eukaryota; Metazoa; Arthropoda; Ostracoda; Podocopida; Darwinulidae
Source: the annotation of a GenBank genome assembly